AUGGUACAUGAGAAACGCGAGUGCGAGGUGGAGGACAGAGACGAUGAAGACCGAGGGGAUGACCACAACCAGGUCAAUAUCAAACAGAAUGCAGAAAACGAAGACAUAUGCAAUGGGUGUGGGAAAGAGCUAGCCAAAAAAUUGAGCUGCCCAAUAUGCUUGAAAAAAAAAAUUUACAGCUAUUUUUGCACACAGGAAUGUUUCAAAAAUUCGUGGAAAGAACAUGUGGAAAAAGUACAUGAAAAGUGGGAAAAAAAGGAGAAAGAGGAAAAAGGAAAUCAUCAUAUCCAAAGGGUCAAUAACGAAGAGGAAGAAAAAAAAAAGUUAAUGGAAAUCAUAAAAAAAAAAUUAUCACCUGAACAUUUUGAUCCAACGAACAGAAAAUAUUGGAUUUAUGACAGGCAUUUGAAAAAUUUCGUCAAUUUUGUAUUUACGGGGAAUUUGAGACCUUGGCCAAUAACAGAAAUCAAUGCCGUGCCGGCACAUAUAGAAAGGCCAGAUUAUGCAUUCACAUCCAUCCCCGAAUCGGAGUUAAAGUAUAAAAGGAAAAGCGAUAUAUAUGUGAAUAGCCAAGACGAAAUUGAAAAAAUAAGGGAGGCAUGUAUUUUGGGAAGGAAAACAUUGGACUAUGCCCAUUCGUUAGUAGCACCAGGAGUAACUACUGAUGAGAUUGACAAAAAAGUUCACAAAUUUAUUAUAGAGCAUAAUGCUUAUCCUUCAACUUUAAAUUAUUAUAAAUUCCCCAAAUCGUGUUGCACAUCUGUAAACGAAAUUGUAUGUCAUGGAAUUCCUGACUUGAGACCAUUACAAAAUGGGGACAUAAUCAAUAUCGAUAUCAGUGUCUUUUUAAAAGGAGUGCAUGCAGAUUUGAAUGAAACGUUUUUUGUUGGUGAUGUGGAUCAGGUGUCAAAGGAGGCUAAGGAACUUGUACAGACAUGCUACUUUUCCCUAAUGGAAUCGAUAAAAAAAUGCAAACCAGGGAUGUUAUAUAAAAAUAUUGGGAAUAUCAUAGAUUCCUAUGUUUCCAAAAAGGGUUUUUCUGUGGUACGUACUUACUCGGGUCAUGGAGUUGGGAAAUUAUUUCAUUCCAAUCCUACUAUUCCUCAUUUUAAAAAAAAUAAAGCCGUUGGAAUUAUGAAGGCUGGUCAUGUGUUCACCAUUGAGCCGAUGAUAAAUCAGGGACACUACUGUGAUGUCUUGUGGCCUGACAAGUGGACCAGUGCCACGUCUGAUGGGAAAUUAUCUGCCCAGUUUGAGCACACUUUGUUAAUUACCGACAAGGGCGUCGAAAUUUUGACCAAGCGGCUGACGGACUCGCCGAGUUUGGGAUUCGACACGAGGGAUGAUUUGUACGAGCCCAUUUGCGGCAACCAUUUCGAGGAGUACGCUGACGAGGAGGGGUGCAACUGUGCAAUUGUUGUGCGUUGUCCGCGUUUUUACGUAUCACCCUUCGCCGUUAAACCGGUGCCGCAUUUCGUCUGA
Messenger RNA from Plasmodium cynomolgi strain B, 1482 nucleotides. Its product is annotated as methionine aminopeptidase. The coding region runs from base 1 to 1482 and encodes 493 amino acids. Lineage: Eukaryota; Apicomplexa; Aconoidasida; Haemosporida; Plasmodiidae. Gene Ontology annotation, biological process: proteolysis. The transcript has 3 exons. Gene Ontology annotation, molecular function: metalloaminopeptidase activity. The record is from RefSeq and is a predicted model, not a curated record.